AUGGCUUUCUUCGGUUUAACACAUUUGGGUUGUCAAAACCCGAUCGGCGAUAAGUUGAUAGUGAGUCCCAAAGGAGCGUCUCCGCCUCCGGAUGGUGGGGUUAACAUCAGGGAAGGACUGCCUCCAUCUCUACAGGAACAGCAGGGCCCCACGUGUAUGGACGUGUGCAACGUGUACCACCAGCCACUGGCCUACGGCACCGACAUACACCAAGGAAGCCAUGAGCGAUACAAGGAGAUGGUCAAACGGGUUCAAACACCCAGAUCCCCUAACCAGCUGUACAUUAUGCCUCUGACGGACAGCCAGCAGUACGGAUGGUUGAUGUCCAAGAGUCCUGCACCGUGGACACAAGUCAAAAGGUUUCCCCGAAAGAACAGUGACAUGACCAAGUUUGUUAAAGAAAUGUCAGUGACAGACCGGGAGUUCAGCCUGUUCUGA
Scomber scombrus (Atlantic mackerel) is the source of this 438-nucleotide messenger RNA. RefSeq names its product sperm microtubule inner protein 11-like. The record is from RefSeq and is a predicted model, not a curated record. The transcript has 4 exons. Lineage: Eukaryota; Metazoa; Chordata; Actinopteri; Scombriformes; Scombridae. Bases 1 to 438 code for a protein of 145 amino acids.